Messenger RNA from Orbicella faveolata, 2272 nucleotides. Its product is annotated as putative skeletal organic matrix protein 5. Lineage: Eukaryota; Metazoa; Cnidaria; Anthozoa; Scleractinia; Merulinidae. Gene Ontology annotation, molecular function: oligosaccharide binding. The record is from RefSeq and is a predicted model, not a curated record.
AAAACAAAACGAAAUCAGAAACAGACGCGUUUGGAUUAACGAGAAGGUAGGAAAUGGAUGACUGCCACGGCAUUGCACGCAGUAGUGUUGUAGAUGUAAAGAUGGACGCCAGAAAACUGCUCUCGUGUUAUGUUACCAACGUAAAAUGGCAGAUAUUCAGCAAAAGAUGAGCGAUGCAGGACGAGUUAGACCGGGUCAAUUUCAUCCCACUGCCGAGUUCUGGACGGCAGCUAUGCAUUUAUCAUUUAUCUCUGAGCCGAAGCCUAAGUUUCUUCAUUCCAAAAAGAUUCUCAAGCCAAUUAUUUGUUUUCAGUAGUUGGCGCAUUGCUUAAACACACUUGCAGAUUAUUUCAAACCAUUUAUGUAUUACACAGACACGACCGUUUCACCAGUCGUAAAAUUCAUACGAAACCACAUCCGGGACUCGGGUGGCGUAUUUUCCAUAUCCGCAGUAGUAAAGAUGUCGAUGACUCCACUGAUAUCAUGUUUGACCUUUUAAAACUGUACUUAACCUUGUUGGUGUAUGAUCGAAACGUCUUCGGAUCUUCCUCAAAAGUCUUCGGACAUCUUCGGAAAUUUUCGGGAACUUCGUGUGCUCUUAGAACAGUUUUGGGGGAAUCUUCGGAAAGUGGUCGGAGAUAUUCAGAACAUCGUCGAAAACGUCGUUAUCAGUACGUCAAUAUAAUAAACAAAAUAAUACAUGGUUGCUUGUAGAUAUGGAAUAUAUCUUCUCGUGUACGCGUUCAACUUUAUAUCUCACUCGUUCGCUGCGGUGAAGGUGAACACUCGAAGGUAAACACCCGAAGAGAUAUUCCAUAUCUACGCUCACCUAUGUGUAUUAUCCUCUAUUUAUUGGAAGCAAGGAGUUCAUCACAUCAGAUUCACCGAAUUUUAUCGAUUUGUCGACCGAGAUAUCGAUUGAUUAUUCCGGGUAGGAACAUGUGGUAAGUCCUGUUAAAGAGCGUCUGCGUGGCCGUGGGAGACUAGCAUAGGUUUUGCCAAGAUUGCUUCAUUGCUCACAAGCUGAAUGAAACACGAGCUAUUUAUUCAUUGAAGGAUGCUUGUUUACCCAAGAGGACAUGACUAGCACAAUUUAACAGAUAUGACCUGAAACAGGCUAUUUAGAGUGGUAAGAUAAUACCUGACGUGUGGUUUGUGUGACAGGAAUUUGGCAACUGAACUGUGCAUACUAAAAGCUGGCACACGUACUAAAACACCAACUAAAAGUAACCUACUUCCUUGAAGAAGAAUUAAGAAAUUGUCAACUUGGCCAGACUGGUUUCUCAAAAUGCGAUUUUUGUUUGCAGCUUGUUUUAGCGCAACUUUGUUCGUUCUGAUCGCUGAACACAGCGCCGAAUCUGGCAGGUGUGGGGAGACGGAUGUCUGUUCAGCCAUUAAGGCUUUGGAAACGAAACUGGAAGCGAAGUUUGAAAAGCUUGUCGCGCUGGUUACCCCACCAGCUGUUCCCGCUUCUUCCUGUAAGGAACUGUAUGACAAACACAAUUUGCGAGUAAAUAAAGCCUACGUGCUGCAGACUGACAGUGGAAAAAUCCCUGUGUAUUGUCACAUGACCAGCCACGGAAUUGGCGCAUGCGGAGGAGGCGGAUGGACACUGGUCAUGAAAACUGAUGGCAGCAAGGCAACCUUCCACUACAAUUCUCCACCCUGGACCAACAAGAACGAGUUUAACUUACCAGGAGGCAAGACUGGGUUUGAUUUCCAAGAGACCAAACUACUGACCUACUGGAACACACCCUUCUCCAAGAUCUGUCUUGGUAUGAAGAUCGGCCAACAGAUCAAGUUCAUGGUUAUUAACUGGCGCGCCAACUCUCUGUACUCAUUGAUCGCUGACGGGCGACACCGCCCGACCUCACUGGGUCGUAACACGUGGAAGAUGCUGAUUGGUUCAGGGGCUUCUUUGCAGCUCAACUGUAACAAAGAAGGCUUCAAUGCUGCAGGUGGUGCUCAGGGCUCGUCCAAAGCAAGGAUCGGUUUCCUGGGUAACAACGAAGACAAUUGCCACAGCCCUGACUCGAGAAUCGGGUUUGGUACAGGAGGAUAUCAUGAUGACUCCAACACGUGUGGAAACGAGGCUAAAGAGGACGCGAGUUCAGAUAAUGGAGGCAAACACAUCAAAGCCAUGGGUUAUAUCUUGGUCCAGUAAUGAGAACUCUGUAUGACGAAGCCCUAUCAAAGAAUCGUUUGCAUAAAAGCUUCCAUUUUUAGAGAAUAAGUGUACUGUAGACAAAUAUUAAAUAAAAAAGUAGUGAUA